ACGGUGACAUCUGCACAUUCUAACUGAUGUUACGUGCUGUUCAGCGUAUCUGAUACCAUUUGGAGACACUACAAAACAUGCCGGUGUAUUAUACUGGCUUAAAUGCCAGUCCACUCUUUUCCAACCAGGAUGGAAUUGUCACAUCAAUAUUACAUUUGACUCAAAUUUCAUUUCCUGGUAUCACUGACAUUGAGAUUGGUUGGAAUUAUUUUCUUCUGUGGCAAGAUACAAAAUUAUAUAUCACUGGUAAAAUCAGUGAGAAAGAUGACAAAAACGGGCCACACUUAAUACAGAUUCCAGAGGAAUCAGCGGGAAACUGUAAAAUAGCUAUUCCUGGUCGGGAUAGCGUAGUUGUUUUAUCCACACGCAAUGAAAUCUGGAAAUAUAAGAUAUACGAUGACUCUUGGCAAAAAAUUAAACCUUUUAUUCCUAGCAAUGAUAACAUACAGACUGAACACGCCAUCAAAUUAUCACAAGCAGGAUGCACAGUAGUUUUAACUAAUUUAGGACGCGUGUUUAAUGCUCCCCUUUUGGUUGAGAUACCAAAGAAAGUUAAGUUUGUUGACCUUGCCUGUGGUUUUGAUCAUACCAUUUUACUGGCAGAGAAUGGUGAUGUAUACUCAAUGGGAAUGGGAAUACGUGGUCAGUUAGGGCAUAAUGAGUUGGAAGAUUGUGAUAAUCCGAAACUUAUUGAAGCUCUAGCAGGUCUGAAAGUAGUAAAAAUAUCAGCGGGUGGUUGGCAUUCUGCCGUAGUCACUGAUCAGGGUGAUCUUUACACUUGGGGAUGGAAUUCAAAUGGAGAAUUGGGAAUUGAAAGCAAAGACAAAAAAGUUCAUGCCGUUCCAACUUUAGUAGAUUUUAAAAAUAAUAGAGGAGAGACUAUAGAAAUUAAUGUUAAAAGAGUCGAAUGCGGAAAUUCCUUUACUGUGUGUUUAACAGAUGACGGCUGUUUUUGGGGAUGUGGCGCUAACAAAUACGGUCAGCUAGGAAAACUUCAACAAAACUUAGAAAACCCGUAUAAUUUUAUUAAACUGGACAUUCAAUCGCUAGAUUCUAAAAUAGUGAAGAAUUUCAAAUGUCGCGAAUGGGGUACGGCAAUGAUUACGGACUAACAUUAUAUUUUCAAUUGUUAUACGAAAUAAAAAACUUUCAAUUUU
Messenger RNA from Monomorium pharaonis (pharaoh ant), 1157 nucleotides. Its product is annotated as PH, RCC1 and FYVE domains-containing protein 1. The coding region runs from base 78 to 1112 and encodes 344 amino acids. Lineage: Eukaryota; Metazoa; Arthropoda; Insecta; Hymenoptera; Formicidae. The transcript has 7 exons. The record is from RefSeq and is a predicted model, not a curated record.